AUGGAUUCAGAGAUAUCUUGCACCCAAAAGCGCUUCUACAGCACUUCCUCUCCAUGGGAGGCCAAGAUCGGCUACUAUCGCGCAGUUCGACAUGGUCGUCAUAUCUUCGUUUCUGGCUCGACCGCCGCGGACCCGAACUCUCCGCCAGAAGCACCCCGAGUCCGUUUCCCAGGAGAUGCGCGUCAACAAGCGCGAGUCACCUUGGAAGAGAUCGUUCAAGCCAUUCAAGCGGUCGGUGGCCGAGGAGCAGAGAGCGUCGUGCGGUGCCGGAUGUUUGUUGGCAGGAAAGAGGAUUGCGGAGUGGUUGGGGAGGCGUUCCGGGAGGUUCUGGGAAAGCACAACGGCGGCCAAGUUGGCGCCGCCGCAACGAUGAUUGUGGUGGCCAAUAGUUUUGUUGACGAUGAUAUGCUAGUUGAGAUUGAGGUGGAUGCCAUUGCGGAGGAAGAUUAG
This is a messenger RNA of Penicillium canariense, 450 nucleotides long. RefSeq names its product YjgH family protein. Lineage: Eukaryota; Fungi; Ascomycota; Eurotiomycetes; Eurotiales; Aspergillaceae. The transcript has a single exon. The record is from RefSeq and is a predicted model, not a curated record. The coding region runs from base 1 to 450 and encodes 149 amino acids.